AUGGUAUAUGAUGAAAGUAAGCCUCCAUCCAUUUCCUUACUAGAGCUGUCCCCCCACUGUCACGUGACGUGCACAGAGGUGGCAGUGGAAGACUGGGAGUUUGCGGAGUGGUCGUGCCAGGUGCAGCUGCAGGUGAGCAUCAGCGACACCAACGACAACGCGCCGGAAUUCAGUGAGGGAAGCCACAGAGCUACAAUUGCUGAGGACGCCCCUGUCAAUACUGUUUUAAUCAAGAUGCACGCUACAGAUCCCGAUCUCGGAAUCAGUCGGCGAAUCAAAUACAGUUUCGUGGAUUCUGCGGACGGCCACUUCACCAUCGACGACACAGAGGGCGUGGUGAGUCUGGCCCGCCCACUCGACCGGGAGAUCCGUGACUCUUACACGUUGACGGUGCGGGCCCAAGACCAUGGCGUCCCGCCGCUCUCAUCUACGGCACUUCUAACUGUAAUGGUCGCAGAUGUCAACGACAACCCGCCAGAAUUUGUGCGGAAGUUGCAAGAGACAACAGUGGCGGAGAACACGAAGGUCGGGGCAGAAGUCACUCGGGUCAUGGCCACUUCAAAGGACAUUGGUGUUAAUGCCGAGAUUACGUACUCGAUUCAGCACACGACCGAGGAGAAGUAUUUGCAAAUACAUCCCAAAACAGGUGUCAUCAGCGUGGGGUCUCCGCUGGACUACGAAGAGGUGCGGCAGGUGGUCGCGACCGUGGUGGCCACCGACGGAGGGACGCCCCCGCUCUCCGCCACCGCCCUCGUGAAUGUCACCAUCACCGACGUCAAUGACAACACCCCAGUGUUCUCUUUGCCGUCCUACACGGCUGCUGUGCGCGAGGAUGCUUUGCGGGGGAGCAGCGUCAUUCAGAUUUCUGCGAGCGACGCGGAUUCUGGCGUGAACAGCCUUAUUCGGUACACUAUCAAGACUGGCAAUGAGCUCCGCUGUUUCCACAUAGACGAAGAUUCUGGUAUCAUUACAGUGUUGAAAAAGCUAGACAGGGAAAAGGAGGAAGAGUACCAGCUAAUUAUUGAAGCACGAGAUAUGGGCACGCCUUCUAACGAAGCAGACGCAAACCUCAUUAUAACUAUUAGAGACGUAAACGACAAUCCACCCGUUUUCACAAAAAGCAAUUAUUCUGUGGUAGUUCAGGAGAACCGGCCUGUCGGCUACUCCCUGCUGCGCCUGAUGGCCACAGACGCAGACUCCGACUCCCACGGCGCCCCGUUCACCUGGGAACUGAUCAACGGGGCCCACGAAGACCGCGCCUUCACGCUCGACCAGGACGGCUCCCUCAGGCUUGCCACGAACAAACUCAACUACCGCGUACAAAAUGAAUACUUGAUGGACGUGCGAGUCUGGGAUAGCGGGUCUCCGCCACUGUACGCCGACACUCAGGUCAAGGUGAUGGUGGUCGAGGAGUCUCGCUACCCGCCCACUCUGUUCCCUCUGCAAGCCGCCGUUAUUAAUUACCGGAGGGCCUUCCCUGGCGGCAUAAUCGGGCGUAUAACCGCCCUUGACCAGGAUCCAUAUGAUACCUUGGUGUACUCCAUCGUUCCGGACACAAAAACUGUUAAAUAUUUUGACAUCGACAGCCAGGAUGGUACUUUAGUGGCCCUUACUCCCUUGGACCCCGGCUCAUACACCGUAAACAUAAGCGUGUCAGAUGGCAAGUAUGAGCGAGACGUAGUGGCCAAGGUCGAUGUAACUGUCAUCACGGAGGACAUGGUAGAAAACUCAGUCAUCGUCAGGAUAGGCCCUGUGUCACCAGCCGAGUUUCUCUCUCGAUAUCAGAAAGCUUUCAUUAGGGGCAUUAAAUCAGAACUUGCUGUUAAGGAGGAAUCUGUUAUACUCGUAAGUAUUCAGCCAACUGUUUCGCAUUCUGAUUAUGUUGAAGAACAGAUCGAGGAAAGAAAGAAGAGAGAAAUACAAAGGAAUUUAGAUGUACUGAUAGUGGUAGAAAAUUCCGAAGGUGCUUACCUUUCCAGAGGACAUUUACUUGAACAGUUAAGGGUCAAGGAAAAGGAAAUACAAAAGAAAUUAAAUCUUCCGCUUUUGACGAUAAUGGAUUCCCUUUGCAAAGGAGAAGCACACUGCAUGAAUCAUGGUUCUUGCAUCGACGUUGUUGAAAUCAAUGAUGAUGUGUCUGUACCAUUCAAUACCCAACUAGCAAGUUUAGUAGCACCAAAAUUCUCCCACGUGUCAGGUUGCGUUUGCGAACAGGGAUAUGGUGGCAGUCAGUGUCAAGAUUUAAUAAAUGCGUGUGGACAUCGUCCAUGUGCUGAGUAUGAAGUGUGUAAACCCGUUGACACAGGGCCGCGAAACUACACUUGUCAGUGUCCCGCUGGACAUGCAGGUCCACAGUGCCAAGUAGAUCUCACUAAGUGUAUAAGCCCCUCUUGCCAUUACCCACUACGACCGUUAUCAUUUAAAGGCAAAAGUUAUGCUCAGUAUAGUGUAGCACGUCAAGCUGAGAGCAGUUCAUUAACACUGAGUCUCUUCUUGCGGACUAGACAUCCAGUAGGAACAAUUGUUUUUGCUGCUGGCGAUAUUGACUUCAGCAUAUUAGAAGUGGCUAGUGGCCACAUUCAAUAUCGAUGGGACUGUGGAAGUGGUGAGGGUUUGGUAAGAGUAUCUGCAGUAAGAGUUGAUGAUGAUCAGUGGCACUUUAUCAAUCUGACCCGAGAAGGGACAAUAUCCACUUUAAGUGUAGAUGGUGACAUGAGUUCUGGGGCUGCGCCGGGGGAUAAUGAUAUACUCAACGUUGAUUCAGACUUCAUUUUCUUGGGCGCCACCAUCAGUAGAGACCGCAGCUCCAGUAUGUCUUCAUACCAUAACAGCUUAGGCUUCGCAGGAUGUCUGGACCAAGUAAACAUUGACCAAGUAGAACUUCCUGUAGCCAUGACAGCAUCUUCGUCCGGCGGUGCAAUACUCAAGCGACUUGCUAAUGUUGAACUUCAGUGCCCAGAAAAUUUGGCUGCUGCUGGCGUCUGUGGCUCUCACCCCUGCCUUAAUGGAGGAACAUGUGUAGAGAGUGGCAGUAGCUACAAGUGCACCUGUCCCCAGCGGUUUUCUGGAGUGCAGUGCCAAAUUGACACAGCCCCCUGCUCCUCCUCACCUUGCCUUAAUGGAGGCAAAUGCGUCGUUGUAGCUCACUCCUAUAAGUGCAGAUGCCCAUCGAAGUUGAGUGGAAAACGUUGUGAAUACGGUGUGCACUGUAACCCUAACCCCUGCCAGAAUGGUGGCCGGUGCGAGGAAGGUGCUGAUGGCCCAAUAUGCAAAUGUCAACAUUUUACAGGGGCAAUGUGUCAGUUGGACAUUGAUGAAUGUACUCAUAAUCCUUGCCAAAAUAGUGGCACUUGUCUCAACUUUUACGGAGGUUUCAAAUGUAUAUGCUCCCCAAAUGUUACUGGUGAGUAUUGUACCGAGCCUUUGCAAAAGCUGAAAGCGACAGAUUCCUCCCUAAACAUCACGCUUGAGGAACUUGUGUGCAUCCUGGCAGUAUUCUUGGGGUGUGUAGUGGCCAUGCUAGUGCUCGUGGCGUGGCAGCGUCGGCGCUGGAGACACAAGCGCCACCAGCAGAACAACCGGAUUAAGCUCACCGAGAACCACGUUAAGAAUGACCUCAAAGCUAACGAUGCUCCAAAAAGAAAUUCCAAAAUCUGCAAUGUGGAGGCUGAUCAGGGCCCUCCGCUGCCUCCGCGUCCGGCCUCUUACACUCCGUCUGGCACCGACUCCGCCAUACUGAACACGCUCAAACACCUGGCUGACCUUUCUGCCGACCACGAGAACCUGGAGCUGGAGACACUGUCUAGGCGUUCCCAUGAAUUCCUUCACAGCCUGAAUAAACCUGUGGUGGCGCCUCCCAGUUUGUCGCCUCCGCCUCCCUCCAACAGUGACACGGAGUCACUGCAAAAGCCCUGGGACCACCACAACAAUCUUAAUGACUCCUACUUCAUGCCCAUCAAGGAUAUAGGAUGCGACCUGGUAACCAACAUUGACGAGAACCGAGCUCCCAGCCGCCUGUCGACGGUGUCAGAUGAUUCUUCAGUGCGCCGAAGGGGGUCGUCGCCGCCUGCCGUGCCGCCCCUCCCCCGGCCGUCGCUCCUGGGCCGCCGGGGCAGGGGCCUCCAGGGCCACCCCCUCGAAGUGAACGCCAUAGAUCCUGCUCCCUUCGUUGGCCCCCCCCACGCAAGCGCCCCCGGUGUCGCGGACGGGUUACCUGCUAGGAAUGUCACGGGUGAUAAAUCGCCCCGUUAUGGAUAUCCUCCGACUCAGGCCAAGAAAAAAGGUUAUCACUGGGACGACUAUGAUUUACGAGGAUCCAGGACUUUACUAGGAAACGGCGCGUGUGCGGCCACGCCCGACCUGCUGCUGCUGCCCAAAGAGCUUCCUCCUGCGGCGGUGCUGGCGGACGACAGGGCCAUGGAGGGCCGGCCGCGCAUGUCGGGCCUUAACCAUUUUGGGACGAAGGUAGGAAACCCCGAGGAAGAAACGGCAGCAACUCCCCUGCUCUCCAUUGACGUGAGAGACAUAGAUGUUGACGAGGAUGACGAGGAGGAAAAUGAUAUCGAUGGUGAUGAUCCUUGCAGUUUUGAAGAAAUUCUCUUGGCCAAUAACAUUACUUUAGGGUCGAAUUGCGAACUCAACCAUGCUGCUAAGUACAAUAUUGUGUCAGACUUAGAAGAGGACAUUCCUGAACCACAGACGAAGAUCUUCAACGUGCCUUGUUCUCUUGAGGAGGAUGCGAAUAAGCUAGGGAGCCCUAGGAGUCGCCGUCCGUUUCAUCGCACAGACUAUGGGCGAGUUUCAGACUUGUCCUUCCUUUCCGCUCUUGAGGAAGAUGACGUAGAUGACUCUCUCUCGGAACUGCAAGAUUCGGAUUACGAACCAUUAGACAGACCAAGAGGCCAACAGACAGCAACGUUAAUUCAGACGUCUGUGUCUGAAGUCUUUUUAUAGCCAGCUGAAGUUUUACUGCCGGUCAGAACUAUGUAAUAUUUGUCCACUAGAGAACGAGUUCACGAAGAAAAGUUCGAGAAAUAGGAGCGCUGUAGAUUAAAACGUGGUGCUGCAUUUGGAUAAUGACAAAUCUUUUUGCUGGGGAAUAAUGUCUCGUAGGAAGAUAGUAACUGAGAAAAAAUGAAUGUGAACGCACAAGAUAUAAUAAUUGUGCUACGUCGGUGCCUUCUGGUCCAGUGAUGGGUUGUAGGCUGAACAAAUAGGUAUUUUUUACUUUAUUGUUUAUAUAUACAUAUAUACUUAUAUUAGCUUCACUUCUUUCCAGCACUUUUUGCAUUUAUGGAAGAUAUUUUAUAGGAAAAGACAAACGAAAAGGAAGAUAUAAUUGUAAAUAAUUAUAAUUUUUCACCUUGAGGAAUUUUAUUCAAUGUAAUGCUGGGUAUUCGUAAUACACCAGAUGUACGUGUGUAGCUCUGUCCAAAAAAAAGACCAAUUCUGUUAUGGGAUCAGAGUGACAUUGGUCAUCCGUAAUUCCCGGUAUUAUGUGUAUACAGUGAAAUCCACUUCCUAACACCACUAUGAAGUAUUUAUGUUUUUGUGUAGUAAACUGUAUGUAAUCAUUUAACCCAACUCGUUAUACUAAAGCACAAAUGAACCCUAUUUCAAUGUUUGUGUAAAUGGAAGUCGUUAGAUUUUCUUUAUAUAGGUAGAACAAUCUCUGCAUGUUUAUUUUCAGUGUCAAAUCAAAUUCCCUUGGGAAUUCAAGUGAUCAGGGAUGGCGGACUUUAAAGAGCCAUAGCAGACGAAUAAUUAUUCAGUGUGUCGAGGUGUACGGUUAGUGCCUACACACACUUUAAAACUGUCAAUCAUUAUGAUGCUGCAUUUCCUCUGGACUAGUCAUGUUGAUACAGAGUAGAAAAAGUGCCUAUGCAAGAGAUGUUGAUGAAAUUCCAGGAGAAGCCAUGUAAGUAAAAUUAUAGAUAUUGCUAUUUUGUCUGUAGCAACUGGCCAUUAGUAAUUUCCUUCCGUCGAGGGAAAUCAAGGAAUCGGAAUUACAUGGACUUUCCUAAAAUUAAACUAGGUAGCGUUAGAGUGUUUUAAUGAAUCAAUGAGUAGUAAUGAGUAGCUUAUUUGUAUAAUAUGAUUUAGUACUAUUUGAUGUGCUCCAUCUUUUCAUUCUAUGAUAAAGACAUAAAUUAAUCUGAUUGGCAUAUCGAUUAUAGGAAACUGUUGUCACAAAAGAUUAUUUUUGUAAAAAAAGUACUUGUGUAAAUAAAGUUGUUGUCCCA
Molecule: messenger RNA, 6242 nt
Organism: Penaeus chinensis
Lineage: Eukaryota; Metazoa; Arthropoda; Malacostraca; Decapoda; Penaeidae
Product: fat-like cadherin-related tumor suppressor homolog
Exons: 15
Coding region: 1-4953 (1650 amino acids)
Biological process (GO): homophilic cell-cell adhesion
Cellular component (GO): plasma membrane
Molecular function (GO): calcium ion binding
Source: RefSeq, a predicted model, not a curated record